Molecule: messenger RNA, 675 nt
Organism: Echinococcus granulosus
Lineage: Eukaryota; Metazoa; Platyhelminthes; Cestoda; Cyclophyllidea; Taeniidae
Exons: 5
Coding region: 1-675 (224 amino acids)
Source: RefSeq, a predicted model, not a curated record
AUGACAACAACAAGUCCAUCUCCAUACCUCUUGAGUGAUUUCCAUACUGCCCUGGAAGAGUGCGAUAACACAGAUACUAGUAGCUUGUCUCGAAUAGUAUUUGUGUUGACUGUUCAAUGUGGCACGAUGUUACUGAGAGAAAUCAGUAGGCGCGUUCACUUAACUGAAGCUGCGCGAUAUGAAGUCACGGGAUCAGCCAUACGAUUUGGAUCAAGGGCAAGACAAGCAAAACAUUUUUUCAUUAGACUACCGACUAAACAACACAAUGUUUCCUUUUUUAGACCGCAGACAUCCACGUCGCUCGGCAGAAAAAAUUCUGUAGACAUACUGACAACAGUAAUUGUAGUGCCAGUAGAUUGUAAGCUGCCAGAGCAAAAUGUGCCUCUUUGUCUAAUUUUUCUCCUUAAACAAUAUACUACACGUCACUGUCCAGUUGACAAGUGGACGGCAGAUACUACUUUAUCGCAGCAGAAAGGUGUUUGUCAAGUUUGUGUGCGCUUAUGUGCGCAAUUCGCUGGUGAAGAGAAGUCACCAUCCAGAAUGGAUAAAUUUAUCUUUACACAAGGUGAAAAAUGCGCCAAGAAAAAAGUUUAUGAGCAAAGGGAAACAUUUCAACAAAUAUUAAAGGCAAAAUUUUGGGCUUCUUUAAAGAGCAGCAUAAAAACACAGCCUUGA